Messenger RNA from Pseudogymnoascus verrucosus, 2544 nucleotides. RefSeq names its product AP-3 complex subunit beta (gene APL6). The transcript is spliced from 3 exons. Lineage: Eukaryota; Fungi; Ascomycota; Leotiomycetes; Thelebolales; Thelebolaceae. Gene Ontology annotation, cellular component: AP-3 adaptor complex; membrane coat. Gene Ontology annotation, biological process: vesicle-mediated transport; intracellular protein transport. The coding region runs from base 28 to 2460 and encodes 810 amino acids. The record is from RefSeq and is a predicted model, not a curated record.
CGUUUCCUUGUGCUCCCCGUCCCAAGCAUGGAGUCGCUGUCUCGGAUCUCCAGCCUGCUGGAAAGUGCUCGAGACCUAACCAUCGAUGCGGCUCAGGCAGCACGGAGCUCGCGCUCCACUCAGAAGAGCCUCUCGACGGCACAGAUUAGGAAGCUGCUUGAUAGCAGGAACGAAAGAGAGGUCCUUGAUGGACUGAGGAAGGUUAUAACUUUGAUGCACCGCUCUCAACCAUGUCUCCCAUUUUUCUCCUCAGUCGUCAAAAACGUCGCCUCCCCAAACCUCGAAAUAAAAAAGCUGGUCUACAUAUAUCUCCUAAGCCACGCCGAAGCUGAGCCCGACCUCGCCCUCCUCUCCAUAAACACAAUCCAGAAAUCUCUAUCUGAUGGGAAUCCCCAAGUUCGGGCCAUGGCCCUCAAAACGAUGUCGGGGAUUCGCGUCCCAGUGAUCAGCCAGAUUGUUUCCCUGGCGAUUCGGAAGGGACUGGGUGAUAUGAGCCCCCACGUACGGAGAGCAGCUGCGCUGGCAAUCCCGAAAUGCUACAGACUGGACCCGGGAACGUUGCCGCAGCUGCUAGGAUACCUGUCGACCUUGUUGGGAGACAAGCAAUAUUACGUGGCUGGUGCGGCAGUGAAGACUUUUAUGGAGAUCUGCCCUGAGAGGCUCGAUUUGAUCCAUAAGCAUUACAGAGGGCUUGUGAAGAAACUCGUGGAUAUGGAUGAAUGGAGUCAACUGGCGACAUUGCAGCUGAUGACUAUUUAUGCAAGGCGAUGCUUUCCGCGAAGGACAACAACUGUGAAGAAGAAGAAUGGAACUAAGGGGUUUUAUGAAGACGAGGAAGACCAAGCAGAAGAAGAAAUCUCCGAGGAGGUUGCUGUGAUAAAUCCCGACCUUGAACUUCUUCUGAAGAGUAUCAAGCCUCUGCUACAAAGCCGCAAUUCAGCAGUCGUCGUGGCUGUCGCACGUGCAUACGUCAACCUCGGAACACCCUCUUAUAUCGAGUCCACGAUUGGGCCUCUCGUUGCCCUCCUCCGUGGGCCCCAAGAUAUCCAACAUAUUGCGUUGUACAAUAUUGUCUCAGUUGCAAUCUCACAGCCACAGUCUUUCGUCCGCUUUGCCUCCCAUUUCCUGGUUCGCACUACCGACCCAGCACAAGUCUGGGAGCUUAAGUUGGAAAUGCUUACCCUGAUAUUCCCGCAUUGCGAUACCCACAUUAAGAGCCUCAUACUCAACGAACUUGAACACUUUGCAUCGGGGUCUGAUCGAGCACUGGUCCGUGAGAGCGUUCGUGCUAUUGGACGUUGUGCACAGUCGGACGCGCAAACGUCGGGACGCUGCAUGAGACUUUUGCUGAAGCAAAUUAGCAGCCCAGAUGGAAACCUGGUUGCGGAAUCGCUGACUGUGAUCCGCCAUCUUAUCCAACAAGACCCAGACUCCCAUAUAAAGACGGUUAUACGAUUAGCAAAGAGCCUAGAUACCACCACGAGCCCAAAGGCUCGCGCCACCAUCAUCUGGCUUGUGGGGGAAUUCUCGGGGAUAGGUGAAGAAGACAACAUUGCGCCUGAUGUGUUACGCAUUCUAGCCAAGAACUUCACAGACGAAGCUGAGCCUGCAAAGCUACAGAUUGUAUUGCUCGCUGCGAAGGUAUACCUGCACUACCUCAACCGACUCCAAGCUUCCGCAGAACCAGCGCCGACCGACAGUGGGUCUCGGCCUGACGGAGGUGACGAUGCGUCGCCUUCCCAGCAAGAAGACUUUAAGCAACCACACUUUGCCAGCCCAGACGAAGAGCAUCCGAUUGUCUUACUAUGGAAUUACAUAUUCCUCCUCGCGCGAUACGACACAUCCUACGAUCUCCGCGACCGUCUCCGCCUCUACCGCUCCCUCCUCUCCACUCCCUCCUCUACACAGCUUGCUACCUUGAUGCUCCUGGCCCCGAAACUGGUACCGCAAGUACCGAGCCCAAGCGAGAGCAGGAAAGGGUUUAUGCUAGGCUCAGCAAGUUUGGUAAUUGGAGAUAGCUUGGGCGGGAUGGGGAUUAAGGGGUACGAAGGAUUGCCGGAUUGGGUGAAGGCGGGUCAGGAGCCGGAUCCGAGUCUCAGGGAAUGGGAAGAGGAGAAGGCGUAUGGUGAGGCCAGUGCAAAGUCUGUGCCGGCUGGGGAAAUGCUGGAUCGGGCGGCAGGGAGCGGGAAGACGGUUGUGGGGAGGAGUGGAGUGAAUGGUGAUGGGGGCGGAGUUAGUGAGGGGGAAGGGAAGGGGAAGGAGAAGGCGAAGACGCUGGAUGAUUGGUUGGCGGAAGAGGAAAGUGAAGAAGAGGAGGAGGAGGAGGGGUCUGAGGAAGAGGGUUCGGACGAAGAGGAGGAUGAAGAGGAGAGCGAAGAGGAGACUGAUGAUGAAGAUGAUGGAGAAAGUGAAGAAGAAAGUGAUGAUGGGGCAGAGGGUGACCAGCUUAUCAAGCGUUGAUAUUGGAAAUAGAUGAGACCCAACGAAAUCUUCAAAUAUUAUAGAACAGGGUAAAAAACCAUAGAGUGAACAAUGUGCAACGGC